CUCACAAUAUGGUUUCUACACAAUGCUCUGUCUAAAUGAGCAUGUACUAUUGGAAGAUUCACAAAUUGAACACCAGAGAAUACUCAUAAACUGCAGUAUAUAGACUUAAAACAAUAUGGAUGACCAACUAUAGUUAUCUGUAGAUCAACAACCAAACACUAAUGGCAAGUGUGCUGGUGGAUUUAGAAGAUAUUGCAUAUAUAGAUGACAUUGGCAACAGUUUAGAGCACCUGGAAGAACUGGACACAGACAACAAUAGACUAGGCCACAGAACACACCCGUUCUUUAAUGACAUUCUAGCACUGAAUGUGAACCAUCCACUGAUUACAGAACUAAGGAGAGAGAGGCAAGAGAGAAAACUGCUGGCUGCAAAAGGUUCCAAGAGGAGGCAAGUGGAGAAGGACUACAAUAAACUGAUCACAUGCAUAGAUCAAGAGGUUACACUAAAGGAACUUCGUGAGGACAGAGCUACGCUAUUAGCUAGGACUGGUGAAAGUGAACAAACAGAGGACAAAGCUAAGCUUCUAGCUGGGACAUGUGACAGUGAAGAAAUUAUUCCUGAGGCAAAAGUAAACCUGUUAUCUAGGACAAGUGAAAUUGAAAAAUCAGAUGACAUGCCUAGCCAUACCAAGCGUGACAAGCAGGUUCUGAUGAAAUCUGGGCAGAAUCAAUUGAAUGAACUGGAAGGUAAAAAGGAUGAUUCAAUAGAUUAUGAUGAACUUCAACCUGAUACAGAAAGGAUCAUUCCAAAAGGUAUUUGCAAGGAAGCUGAAAAUACAAAUGUUAAAACAAAUGUGUACCUUCAGGAAAUGAAAGCAAAUGUAUUUACUGUUGAUGAACCAAAGAGCUUUACAAAUGUACCACAUGACAAGACAGAAUCUAGAUACCAGAAACUUUCAGAAAGCUCAACCUCUGAAAGCAUGUCACAAGAGUCCUCAAAGGGAAGUAAGAAAAGAAGCAGGAAGAAAAAUCUCUAUAAUGUUGACCUCAAUGCACUUCUAGAAAAACCAGGCCCAAGUCAUAUCAAUGCUGAAAUUAAAAUAGUGGUUACAAAUGAGGAAGGCCAAGAGGAUGAAGCCCAAAUAGAAGGUAAAGGAAAGGGAAGUAAGGGUUUAAAACACCAUACGUCCAGUUUGGGUUACACCACCAAUGAUUCAACAACAAUGACAUCGGAUUCACCAAAGACCUCCAUAAACUACUUCCGAAAAUUGUCUGAAGACAAGUCAGAGGAAACAAAAGUUAACAGUUUAUUGCUGAAGCAAGAACUAUACAAACUGAAUAAGGCUAAACCGUUCCAACAGCUUACAAAAACAAAACUUGGAAAAUAUGAGGCAGGAAUUGAAGGGGACAACAGAAAGAGUUACAUCAAAAGCAUGACAAUGCUACCUGACAAGAGAUUUAUUCUGUUUGACAAGCACAACAGAUGCUUGAAAAUGUUUGACGAUGCUUUUAACCCCUUAGACAGACUCGUCAUCAACGUCAAACACUGCGCACUUGCAGCAGUGUACAGCAACUGCAUAGCUGCAUCGCUGCCCAAACUUUCUCGUAUACAGCUGUACCACUGUGGCCGGUUGCAAAACAGACUCAGAAAAGAACAAACGCUCCCCAUUGAGGGCGAGUUCUUCUCCCUGGCGCAUUAUGACAAGAAACUUUACAUGAUAGAGCGGAAGCGGCGUCAGAAUCUGACGGACAAUCACCAAUGGUUCGUGAAGGCGUUGGACUUGAAGAACAUGGGCAAUGAACCUGAAGUGUUGCGCACCUUUAGCACUGGUCAUAAGGACUGCAGCAUCCUGGUCAAUGGAAACGGGGUGUAUGUAACCAACAGGCUGGAGAAUGAGGUCAUACUGCUGAAACAUGAUGGAACAUUUGCCUACAGGCACAAGGUUGAGAUGUCACUCCCUGUGGGCAUAACGUCAGAUCGCUAUGGUAACAUCUACGUUUGUGGAGGGUCAUUGACAUCUUUCAUCGAGGCAAUCAAGCCUGACAUGCGUAAAUACAGGAUCAUCUUUAAUAAAACCUCCAGUCAUCCCGUGGCCAUGUGCUUCGACCAUGAAUGCAACCUAUUGUAUGUGUCAGAUAAAGUCCGAAGCCAUAUUAUCUGCUAUCAAUUGCAAAAUAACAGCACUAUCCAAGGGGGGUUGCAGUUAAUGGAAGCCACCUUUUAACAACUUUGAACUUUGGACUUUGUAAUUCUGUAUUAUUUAUUGAAUGCUCAACGCUGAUUUUGGUUUUUAUUGUGUGGUCAGUUAUUCAAACCAUUUCUA
Molecule: messenger RNA, 2264 nt
Organism: Dreissena polymorpha
Lineage: Eukaryota; Metazoa; Mollusca; Bivalvia; Myida; Dreissenidae
Exons: 3
Coding region: 162-2165 (667 amino acids)
Source: RefSeq, a predicted model, not a curated record